Messenger RNA from Vicia villosa (hairy vetch), 2212 nucleotides. RefSeq lists its product as uncharacterized. Lineage: Eukaryota; Viridiplantae; Streptophyta; Magnoliopsida; Fabales; Fabaceae. The transcript has 3 exons. The record is from RefSeq and is a predicted model, not a curated record. The coding region runs from base 639 to 1988 and encodes 449 amino acids.
UGUAAUAAUGAAAUAUAAAAUGAUUUGAUUCCAUUCCUUUUCAAGAAUAGAUAGAUACAUGUUAGUGAGUUUUACACAACAAAACCAUGAUACAAUUCUCCAAACCCUAAAUUGUUCCCAAAAUCCCAAUCAACCAACCCUAUAUUUCCUCCGAAAAUUGCGAUUCUCCAAACCCUGCCAUUGUUCCAAUCAACCAAAUCCGAUUCUCAAGAGAAGAAAUGCGUUGAUUCUCAAUGAAAUCUGCUAAGUUCGGGGCGGAGUUUGAUAUUUAGAAUUUGUUUGCUUAUAGCUCAUUGCAAACAUUUUUCCUUUUCAGAAUUUUCAGUUCUGUUAAGGAUAUUACUUGUGUUGUGGGUUUCUAGAACAAGUUGAAAAAAAUGGAACCAGAUCGAAAACACACUUUAAGUUUUAAGUUUGAGCAGCCUGAUUUGAAGAGUUUAAUAGACCUUGGCAAUCAAAUGACACAAAGUUAUCGAGACGUUUUUGUUAGUAGGUAUGGGAACAUCCUUGACCUCUUGACUGUAGAUGUGAAGACGAGUGCCCUCGUUGCAUUAGCCUAGUACUACGACCCUCCUCUUAGAUGCUUCACUUUUAAAGAUUUUCAAUUAGCUCCAACGUUGGAAGAGUUCGCACUAAUCAUGGGUUAUUCCUUAGAGAAAGGAAAUCCAUUCCGAGGAAUUGGACAAGUCCCUGCACCCAAAACAAUUGCUAAAGUACUCAAUAUUGACAUAAGCAAGAUAGAGAAAAAAGGGGCGCUUCAAGUUCAAGGAUUUUCAAGAAAAUACCUAGAAAAAAAGGCUCAAGAUCUGGUCGGUGAAAACCAAUGGGAUGCUUUCAUAGAUGUGUUGGCUCUCAUUAUCUAUGGUAUAGUGUUAUUCCCAAACAUGGAAAAUUUUGUGGAUAUGGCUGCUAUUAGUGUUUUUCUGGGCUAUAAGCAACACAACGCGAAUCCAGUUCCCGCAGUUCUUGCUGAUGUAUACUACACUCAUCAUGUGCGAGUACAAAAGAAACGUGGAAUGAUUGUAUGUUGUCUCCCCGUGUUGUAUACGUGGCUUAUAUCUCACGUGGGUAGUUGUUUUGUCGAAGCCAAAACUAGAUCCGCAUGGGCUCAAAUCCUAGAUGACCUUAAUGAAGAUUCAGUUUUAUGGUAUCCACAAGAACAAAGGGUGGAAGAAGUAAUUUACAGGUGCGGGCAGUUUCCUAAUGUGCCUCUUAUUGGAACCAAAGGAUGCAUUAAUUACAACCCGAGUUUAGCUUUGAGGCAGCUUGGCUAUCCAAUAGUAGAUAAACCUGCAGAUCUAUUAUUGAAGGAUUUUGUUUUGCAUGACAUGGGUAAAGAAGACGCAGAGAUGUUACGGAGUAUAAAUCGAGCAUGGAAAAAGAUCCACAGAAAAGGGCAAGAGCUUAGACGCACAAGUUAUGGUGUAAAGGGUACUUAUUCUCAAUGGGUCAAGGACAGGGUUAAAGAGAUCAAGUUACCCUGGGUUAGAAGGCCUGAAGUAGUUGAAGAAACACCAGUUCAAUCUGUUAACAUUAAUGAGGAAGUAUCACCUCUAAAGGCGGAGGAAGAAAUUAAGAAUUUGCAAGAAGAGUUAAAAAGGGUCCGUGAAGCAUAUGAGGCAGCACAGAGUGAAAAUGAGAUUUCCCUUGAAAGAGCAAAUAAGAGAGCAAAAGUGGAGGAAGAAUGUCAGAUCAAAAUCCAGCACAAUCUACAAGCUUCUAAUGAACAAUUGAAAAAUUUGUUAAAGGUUUCAAAGAUAGCUGAAAUGAAUAUGCAAAGAGAGCUUGAAGAUUUGAAAGAACAACUCAAGAAGGUGACAGCUGAGUACGAAAGUCAAGUCAAAUAUGAGAGGCAGCAAAAUGAAGAAAUGCAAGGAAUACUUACAGAGUACCAAGAUGCUCUAAGAAAAGCAGUGGAAGAUUUAAGUGAGCAUAAAAAAUUUAUUGAAGAUUUAUUGAAUAUCAAGAGAGAAUUUCCAACACCUUGAAGAAUGCAACCAAGCUUUUGGUGAAUGAUAAAUUCACUCUGCAGACAUCUAUCAUCUGGUGCAGCGGGUGGAGGAUCGGAAGUGUCAAAAUGGAAACUACUUUGGUUUGAUGUAGCAGACAUAUGGGGAUUUUAUUUUGUGGUUUAUGUAACUUUGACACUAUUUUGUGGUUUAUGUAUAUUCCUAACAUUUUCUCUUAAUUCAAAAAAUUGUUUCUUCAUCAA